AUGUCCUCUGCCCGCCAUGCCCUCUCCGCCGCACACUCCAUGGCCCAACAGGCCGCCUACCACGCUCCCGCCGCCAUGGCCGUCUCCAAUGCGCCGCCGGGCACCUUCACGCCGGGCACAAAGGUCCAGGUCGGCAACCACCGCGUCGUCAUCGAGCGCUAUCUGUCCGAGGGCGGCUUUGCCCACGUCUACCUCGUCCGCGUCCCCAAGUCCGACGAUGGCCUGCCCGAGACGGCCGUGCUGAAGCGCGUGGCCGUCCCGGACAAGGACGCGCUGGCAAACAUGCGCACCGAGGUCGAGACGAUGAAGAAGCUCAAGGGCCACCACAAGAUCGUCACCUACAUGGACUCGCACGCCUCGCAGCUGCAGGGCGGCGGCUACGAGGUCUUCCUGCUGAUGGAGUUCUGCUCGGGCGGCGGCCUGAUCGACUUUAUGAACACGCGCCUGCAGCACCGCCUCACCGAGCCCGAGAUCCUCAACAUCUUCUCCGACGUGGCCGAGGGCGUCGCGACCAUGCACUACCUGAAGCCGCCGCUGCUCCACCGCGAUCUCAAAGUGGAGAACGUCCUGAUCACCACCGUCGGCGGCAACAAGAUCUACAAGCUGUGCGACUUUGGCUCCACCGCGCCGCCGAGGCCUGCUGCGACGACGGCGGCCGAGGGCAGGCUGAUCGAGGACGACGUGCAACGGCAUACCACGCUGCAGUACCGAAGUCCCGAGAUGAUCGACGUCUACCGCAAACAGCCCAUCGACGAGAAGAGCGACAUCUGGGCCCUGGGCGUGCUGCUGUACAAGCUGUGCUACUACACGACGCCCUUUGAGGAGGUCGGCCAGAUGGCCAUCCUGAACGCGAGCUUCAAGUACCCGGCCUACCCCCAGUUCUCGGACCGGAUAAAGAAGCUGAUAGGGUGGACGUUGCGCGAGAGCCCGCAGCAGCGACCCAACAUCUACCAGGUCAUGUCAGAAGUCUGCGCCAUGAGACAUCGCUCCAACCCCAUCAAAGACAUCUACUCCAACCGGACGCACUCAGAAGCUCGCAGAAACCAGCAACUACCGCCGACCGAACCGCAAGUCUCCACUCCGCCCAUCAUAGGCCUGCAGAAGGUCGCCCCCGUGAAGCAGGUGCAGCAGAUCCCGGACAUUGCGCCGAUGCGUAGAGGACGGCCCACGGCACCCGUUCAGCAGCCCCCAGCAGCAAGGCCGAGUCCUUCUCCGAUGAGGGGGACUGUGUCGGAUCCAUUCGCAGCUCUGGAUUCUCAGGACGUUCAAGUCAGACGGGCCGCUGCGGAUGAACUUGCGGCGCGCUUCCCAUCCCUGGACGAGUUCUCCCUGCUCCACGACCGAGGCCAGAAGUUCGAAUUCGAUCAAUCGCCACCAACAUCCGACCCGCUACUGACCAAACGAGUGACAGAAGCUCUGGCGGAUGAUGCAUUCGCCCUGCCUCCAGCUACGAAAGUAGAGUCGGCCCCCACCAUCAAGCCUUCUCCGAGUGUGCCCUCAGCAGGCGUUUCGAGAUCUGUCUCGCUCAGGAAACCAAAGCCAUACGAGUCUCCGCGAACAUCCAACCCGGCAAUACACGAGCCAAUAGCGCAACGAGUGAAUAUGGUGUCGACAGGAGUCCAGACAUCGCCCGCGCCAUCCCCCGCACCCCCUGCGCAGAAGUAUCCAGACGUUACCAACCGCCCGCUUUGGCGCGUACCCACCACCUCCUCGCAACACCACCGCACAAUGAGCCAGCCUCGCUCGUUUGACAAAUCCCAAGGUAUCCCUCCGUUUAAGCCAGAACUUGCAUUGCCUACUCGGCCAUCGUUGGACUCGAGAACACGAUCCCACUUGUCAACGCUCAGCAUUCCCAAAUCGCCGGCGUCCUCCCGACCUUCACUAGAGAGUUUGCGUUCUUCUGCGUUGGAUUUUGGGAACACUAUCGACCGCUCCAGAUCCGCAAACUCCAACGCCCGACCAGCUAGCAUGCACGUCGAAUCGAACCUCGACUACCUCAGAAACCGUGAGAUGGCGCCUGGACGGAACUUUGUUGCCCCAUCCUUGCAGCGUCGAGUAACGUCCAACGCGAUUGAUGAUUCUGAAACAGAGCCCGAAGACAAGAACAUCAGGUCAAGCGUUGACUUUUUGCGUGUAAUGGAGAGAGAUGACACAGGCCAGAAGAACAAGCAUCACCGAAGCAGUUCGCAGUCGAAGCAGUCCAAACGGAACAGCAUAGUAUCGUUGACAACCAACACCAGGAACAUUGUCAAAGGCAGAUUCGGCGACGCUUUCCGCCGCUUCGAAACCAACAACUCGUCUCGCACGCCAGAGAACGAGCGCGACCAGCCACCUUUCUCAGAGCCCGAGGAUUCUCGGGAAAACACCACAUCACUCACACCAAUCGCAGGCUCAGAAGUUACCGGUGGCCUCAGCGACGACGACCGCAGCGCCAUCAACGAAACACAGGAGCUCUCACCCGAAGUCCGCAGGGAACUCGAAAGACGGCGACUCAGCGAAGAGGAGCGACGCGUCGAAGCCGCAGCAGCAGAAUACAAGCAACGCGUCACCUCGCAAAGCCAAGGCCAAGCCCAGCCCAAAGCCGGCCCCUCCAAAGCCUCCACAAUACAAAACCGCGUCAAGAACCUACUCGGCGAGACCAGCAAACCCCCACCCGUCAGCCGCACGGCAGAGGGCUACGGAAAAUACACAGACACAGGCAAACCACUACCUCCACGGCCGCAGGAGCAACCCAGCGCACGACAAGCUCCCACCGUGGCCCGCAAGCCCGUCAGCGUCGCCGCUGGACCCGCACAGCAACCCAUGCCAGACCUGCAGUACACGAAACCCACCCGUCCACCCGCCCCGUCCACCUCUGCUCCACCAACCAUCAGCAUCAGACUCCCCUCUGGCCCUGCGCCCCGCGCGCCCCCGAAACCAAAGGCGCUGCGCACCGGGGGCUUGGGAGAGGUGUCUGGCUCCGCGAACCCGUCGCCUACCAAGCCGAGUCCGGGGGUGAUGGGCUCCGAUGUCGGCGCGGGGAGCGAGUGGGACGUCGAGACGUUUAGUAAGCGGUAUCCCAGUCUGAGCGGGCUGGAGAUGGUGGAGGCGGAGAUUCCGAAGCGGGGGGUUAGGGAUGUUUGA
Dothidotthia symphoricarpi CBS 119687 is the source of this 3123-nucleotide messenger RNA. RefSeq lists its product as uncharacterized. The transcript has 3 exons. Gene Ontology annotation, molecular function: protein serine/threonine kinase activity; ATP binding. The coding region runs from base 1 to 3123 and encodes 1040 amino acids. Gene Ontology annotation, cellular component: cytoplasm. Gene Ontology annotation, biological process: actin filament organization; actin cortical patch assembly; peptidyl-threonine phosphorylation. The record is from RefSeq and is a predicted model, not a curated record. NCBI's taxonomy places the organism in Eukaryota, Fungi, Ascomycota, Dothideomycetes, Pleosporales, Dothidotthiaceae.